UCCGGGAGAGUAAAGUCGUGUUCUCCCGCUUCAUUAAUCCACUCCUCUUUGUCAGAAGAAAUACACACCGAAGUCCACUCGCUGUUUAAGUACAGGUUUCCGUACGAAAACUUUCGCGAGGUCUGUUCCCGAUCGAAUAUCGUACUCGUUUGGAAACUUUCAAAAUCGAGAAAGAGUCGAACGAUUCGACAAAGGGAAGUAUCGAAGUUUGCUAACCAUCGAAAUUCCAAGGACAGCGCCGUUAAAGGGCGGUAAAACAAAUAGAACGCGUACGACAGUCACAACGGAGUCUUUAUUGGGACAUUCUACGAAUUUGUGCGGCGUGUUGUGAGUGAUAAAGCUUAUCGUACCGCGGCAACCUGAGACCUUUCGUGUCAGCGAGGAGCAGAUCGCUUUCUUUUUUCAAAAAGAGUGUCUCGGCGAAGGGUUGGUUCUUCCUGGAUAACCGGAAGCGGGCAUUUUAACGAACGAAGGGAGAACAAUGUCGACACUUCAGAGCAACUUCCCUUGAAGCUCUCUCACGUUCCCGAAGAUAAUAAUUCGGUCGUUGAGUCAUGCUCCGCCUGCUUGCUCUUCGUCAAAAGAUGCCUUUCACAUUGUAAAUAAAAUAUCAUCGAAGAAAGCCUCAGACCGAAGAUGGGCAAGCUUCUGAGUCUUCUGGCUCGAGACGAGUCUACCUGUUGCACGCCUCAAAAAUAUGACGUCUUUUUGGAUUUCGAAAACGCACAGCCCUCCGACAUAGAACGGGAGACCUUUGAAGCGGUGCAAAGAGUUCUGAAAAAUUCAGAAUCUAUCUUGGAGGAGAUUCAGUGCUACAAAGGGGCUGGGAAGGAAAUCAGAGAGGCGAUUUCGGCGCCCACGGAAGAGUGUCAGCGAAAAGCCUAUCUGACCGUUGCCCCUCUUGUUGCAAAGUUGAAAAGAUUCUAUGAAUUUUCAUUAGAACUCGAAAGGGUGGUGCCGAAGAUUCUGGGUCAGUUGUGUUCGGGGAAUCUCUCCCCGACACAGCAUCUUGAGACCCAGCAAGCUUUGGUGAAACAGCUGGCCGAAAUAUUGGAGUUUGUUUUGAAAUUCGACGAACACAAAAUGAAAACUCCCGCUAUUCAGAAUGAUUUUAGUUAUUAUCGAAGGACGUUGACCAGAGCAUCCCUGACGCGGCAGGACAAUGUUGAGAAGGACCUCGUGGUAGGGAAUGAGCUUGCCAACCGAAUGUCCUUAUUUUACGCCCACGCGACACCCAUGCUUCGCGUUCUGAGUCACGCGACCAUUACUUUCUUGAUGGACAACGAAGACGUAGCACGCGAAAAUAUCACGGAAACUCUUGGUACCAUGGCCAAAGUUUGUUUACGCAUGUUGGAAAAUCCAAAUCUCCUGGCGCAAUUCCAACGGGAGGAGACUCAACUCUUUGUAUUGAGAGUGAUGGUGGGGUUAGUGAUCCUUUAUGAUCACGUUCAUCCCCAAGGUGCCUUUGUUAAGGGUUCGAAUGUUGAUGUUAAAGGCUGUGUGAAGUUAUUGAAGGAUCAGCCACCUUGCAAGAGCGAGGGACUCCUGAACGCUCUUCGUUACACCACCAAGCACCUGAACGAGGAGAACACACCGAAAAACAUAAAAAACCUGCUUGCCGCAUGAUUACCAAAACAGCGCGGUUGCUGUAUCAGAAGUUGAGACAGCUGGUAGCUGAUCUAGAAUCUGAACGAGCGAUGCAUUCUUUUUGUAGCGCCACGAGGACGCCGAAGAAGAUAUCCUCACGUGUUCACGUGACACAAGCAAUCUCCUGUUCCUGAUCGUGGCUGGGUGGUGGACCACAAAAGUGUCUUUCGUACCGAGUCUAAAGCUGCCCGAAAACUGCCGACUUCUAAAGAAAAAAAAGAAACCUUUGACGAUACGAGAAGGUAGGAGACCGUGAGAAGAAGGACGCGACACGACUGAUCAUCGGAGGAAUUGCUGAUUUCGUUCGUUGCGAUGCUUUUAUUGCCGCCGCGAACGCGCGCAUUUAGGAAUUAUUACAAAGUAACGCAUUACUCUUCUUACCCACUUCGAUUAUUAUUGAUCAUUGCUAUUAUUAUUACUAUUAAUUGGAAUUUUUGAUGUUCGUUCGAGCUAUCUACGGUCACCGAAGUAUUAUUGUUCCAACAAACAUCACUUAUUAAUAUUAUUGCUCUCCCGACGGGGGCGCGUUAAUUAGAGCAUAUCAGUAGCGUAUUUUAGGGUAAUUUCGAUUGCGGUAAUUGGCCGUGUGUUACGAUGAGAGGUUUAAUAACGUUGUAGAUAUUGCGAAGAUUUUUAGCUCUUGUUUUCUUUGUUGAACGGUUGUCAUCGGACGAAGGGACGAUCAAGAGGAAUUGUUACGAAUAAUGGAAUGGAUAUUGAACGGAAUCGAGAAUCGGGGACGACUAAACAUUUACUUUGUUUCGGUGAAUUUAACGAAAUUUUUGCAAUAGCCAAUUCCUUUUAUGAUUCCAUCACAGUUGCGACCGAUGUUCUUCUGUCUGUGAGUAAUUUCUGCGUGAUAGAGAAUCGAGAACCAAAGACACUACUACCGACGUACAUCGCCGCUUUUGUUAUGCAUUUAUUAUUGCAGUAUUUUCGAUAAGAGCGUUAUUUAUAUCGCCAGCGAAGAAAGUCGCGCGACGUAAUCACGCGGUACUGGGCAAAUUGCCGUUGUUUCCGUAAUGGCAAAUUCACACGUGAACAAUAUCUAUCCUCGCGCUGGCAUUCGCGUUGUAAUCACUUUUUCUAAGUGCACAUUCAAAGACUUUGAAGCGUACGAGACCGAUUUACAACAUAGAUUUCCUUGUAUCAAGACUUUUACUAUUUCUAUCCAGUGUUAUCAAAUUGUAUUUUACAGGGUGUCCCAUUGGAAACGGACGCUUAAGUAUCGCCUCUGUUUUUUACGAUAAUGAAAUUUUCUUUUCUUCGAUUACUUUUCACAAAGUUUUCAAGAAAUAGAAUUGUCAAAAAUAAUGAAGAUAUUUAGUUUAAAUGUCCUGCAUUUCCGUACGACACCCGGUAUUAUAAUAAUUGCAAAAGCUGUCUUGUUCUCAAUUAAUUCGAAUGGUCGAAAUGCAUUGAUUAUUUUUACAAUGAAGAAAUUGUUCAGUUUUAAACGAUAAUCAUAAUUGUCAGAACACUGCCGAUAAUGAAAUAUAUCGAAGUAAAACUUUCACGAACAUCCAUGAUCUCAUAUUAUAUUUUGUAUUCAGCGUUGGAAAAACUUCGAAGAUAGAUCAAGACAGUUUUUUGAUGGAAUUUUUUACAUCUUAGUUAUAGUUUGAACAUUUUCAGUGAUAUUUAUUAUAACAGUAUUGUUGUUGCUUUCACGUAUAACCAAUUGUGGAUGAAUUUUUUAUCUUUACCGUAUAAUUACAUAUACCUUUUGAUACUGUUUUAUGGGAUAGGCUGACUAUGCAAACUAUUUUCCUUCAAACGUUUCGAUUGUUCGUCUUUGACUUCGUAGUUUGUUUCGUUCUUUUAUACAUAGAAACGAUAUUAUAACAGAACCACAUUUAAUCACCAAAAUAGCGAUUGCUCGUAUUCGAAUUAAUUUGAAUGAGUUUGUAACAAACGUUAGUUUAGGAGAAUACUAAUAUAUUGCACUUCACUCGUUUUUAAACUGCUACGUUUACGCACGAUUAUUUCAGUAUUAAGAUCAAAUGGAAAUAAUAAGGGAGUUCUUUUUAAAAUUUUUAUCAGACAAUUGCGAAUCAGAGUAAAAAAAAAUUAUAAGCUAUAUAAAAGGGUCACGUUAAGUACUCUAUUAAUAUAUUUGAUUUUUGAAUAUUUCGUAUAAUCAUACGCUUCCCUCGUUUGUCUUCCACCUACAAUAAAACCUUGAUCAUUGCAGGGAACUAGGCCGAAAAAUUCUCAAGUAUCGAGAUUCUUGCAAUGAUCGAGGUCGCCGAUCUAGUACAGAGCCUCACAUACCCAAUAUACUUUCAGUAGCUACGAUUAUUCCUAUCUUUUAAUGCCUUGUCUUCCACGUGUCGACACGAUACAACGAACGAGGUUCUCGUGCAGUUAUCGAGGUUGCAUUUAUCGAGGUUCUACUAUAUUUCUGAUUGUGCUCCUUCCGACAGCUCUUUCAAAGACGAUCAAUCGAAGUUUUGUCUUAUUGAUAACAGCAAGAGGAAAAAUCGUAUACUCGAUUAAAGGAUUCCGAAUUCCGACGUUCAGCGAAUCGUAAGAUAAAAAAUGUUACGAAUUUAGUUACGGAAAUAUAUCGACGUUUACAAUCACGUUAAAACAUCGGAGCUCGAAGCGUACUUCGAUCUGAAACUUUAGGAGCAUCGUUCGUAUAAAAAAGAAAGAAAAAGGUCAAGAAUGAAUCGCGCAAAUUUCGUAAACGGAAUUUAUUGUUAAGUAUUAUACGGAUAUCCUGAGAAACACAGUUUCCAAAAUGUAAAUCGAGAAAAAUUCUACGUAUAAGAGAACCUGUGUGUGAUGAAAAAUAUUUCAUACGAAACAGUUUUUUUGUUUACUUACAUACGAACACGAAACAUAACUGUAUUGCAUUUAUUUGCCAUUAACUUCCUGCGAACGUUAAUUUAAUCAUUUGUCUGAUUUGUGAAAAAUGGACACUGAAAUUUUAGUUGCAUUGUAAAUAUUUCUUUAUGUAAAUAUACUCGCUUUACUUGCAGCCGAAUCUAACCAUUUUUAAAAGGUUGCAAGAUUUUGUUACAUUUUGAAUUAACUUUCUAUAUGCUGGAGUAACAGUUACGUUCUGUAUAGAAGUUUGAUUUUGAGUAUAUUUGCAUUUCAGUGAAACUUACGAUUAAUAUUUUAAGAUUCAAGUUCUAGAUUAUCUUACAGACAUUGUUAUUUGGAAAUGAAACUGUAG
Molecule: messenger RNA, 4834 nt
Organism: Colletes gigas
Lineage: Eukaryota; Metazoa; Arthropoda; Insecta; Hymenoptera; Colletidae
Product: CYFIP-related Rac1 interactor B
Exons: 7
Coding region: 637-1626 (329 amino acids)
Biological process (GO): regulation of actin filament polymerization
Molecular function (GO): small GTPase binding
Source: RefSeq, a predicted model, not a curated record